Messenger RNA from Prunus avium (sweet cherry), 2033 nucleotides. Its product is annotated as beta-fructofuranosidase, insoluble isoenzyme 1-like. NCBI's taxonomy places the organism in Eukaryota, Viridiplantae, Streptophyta, Magnoliopsida, Rosales, Rosaceae. Gene Ontology annotation, molecular function: hydrolase activity, hydrolyzing O-glycosyl compounds. The record is from RefSeq and is a predicted model, not a curated record. Gene Ontology annotation, biological process: carbohydrate metabolic process.
UCUCUCUCAUUGAGCCUCACACUAUAUAUAAACAUGAUAAGCCAAGCCAAACUCUCCCCCACUAUCCUUUCUUUCUCUCUAUGUUAUUAUAUCAAGCCCUUCUUCCCUUCUCUGCUAUAAUUAAUCUGCCUCUUGUCUUUUAAUGGAUACUUUAAAAAAGUUCCUUCAAGUUCUUUUACUUGCUUGUUGUUGUGUUUUUGUGAUAAAAAACGACGCCGUCGAAGCAUCACACAACGUUUACCCCGAGUUUCAGUCUCUUGCUGCCGUCAAGGUCAACCAAGUCCACAGAACUGCGUUUCACUUUCAACCUCCAAGCAACUGGAUUAACGACCCAAAUGGACCUAUGUACUUUGGUGGUCUGUACCACUUGUUCUAUCAGUACAAUCCCAAAGGUGCGGUUUGGGGCAACAUUGUUUGGGCCCAUUCAGUGUCCAAGGAUCUGAUCAAUUGGGAAGCCCUUGAGCCUGCAAUAUACCCAUCCAAGCCCUUUGACGUAAAUGGAUGUUGGUCCGGGUCCGCCACUAUUCUCCCCGGCAACAAGCCCAUUAUCCUCUACACUGGAAUCGACCCCCAAAACCGCCAGGUCCAAAACUACGCCAUCCCGGCAAACUCAUCCGACCCGUACCUCCGUGAAUGGAUGAAGCCCGAUAACAACCCGCUAGUGGUCCCGGAUGCGGGUAUGAACGCAACCGCAUUCCGUGACCCAACAACGGCUUGGUGGGUCGAUGGGCAUUGGAAGAUGUUGGUGGGUGGCAAAAGGAAGCACCGAGGGGUGGCCCAUUUGUAUAGGAGCAAGGAUUUCAUGCAUUGGGUCAAGGCCCAUCACCCACUUCACUCGGCUCCCCAUACGGGAAUGUGGGAGUGCCCGGAUUUUUACCCCGUUCCAUUGGUUGGCAAAUUCGGGUUGGACACAUCAAAGGUUGGUGUGGAUGUGAAGCAUGUUCUGAAAGUGAGCCUUGAUGAGACUAGGUACGAUUAUUAUACACUUGGGAAAUAUUUUACAGAGAAAGAUAGGUAUGUUCCUGAUAAAGCCUUGGUGGAUGGUUGGUCUGGGUUGAGAUAUGACUAUGGCAACUUUUAUGCAUCCAAGAGUUUCUUUGAUCCUGCAAAGAGUAGAAGAAUUUUGUUGGGGUGGGCUAAUGAGUCUGAUACAUCUCACGAAGAUGUUGCUAAGGGAUGGGCCGGAAUUCAGACAAUACCGAGGGUGGUGUGGCUCAGUCCAGAUGGGAAACAAUUGUUGCAAUGGCCUAUUGAAGAAGUAGAAACUCUAAGAGGGCAAAAGGUCGAGUUGAGCAUUCAAAAGCUCAAACUAGGAGAUUAUGUUGAAGUUAAAGGAAUAACUGCGGCUCAGGCCGAUGUUGAUGUUCUCUUCACAAUCCCUAGCUUGGACAAAGCCGAAGAAUUUGACCCUAGCUGGACCAGCCUCGAUGCCCAAAGACUUUGUGGCCUAAAGGGUUCAAAAAUUCAAGGUGGCCUUGGGCCUUUUGGACUUUUGACAUUAGCAUCACAAAACCUAGAGGAAUUCACUCCUGUUUUCUUCAGGAUUUUUAAAGCUCAAGGCAGCAGGCACCUAGUUCUCAUGUGCUCUGAUGCAACAAGUUCGUCUCUGCAGAACAACCUGUACAAACCAUCAUUUGCUGGCUUUGUGGAUGUAGAUUUGACUUCUUACAAGAAGCUUUCCCUCAGGAGUUUGAUUGAUCAUUCUGUUGUUGAAAGUUUUGGACCUGGGGCAAAAACAUGCAUCACAUCUAGGGUUUAUCCAACUCUAGCAGUUAACAAGGAAGCUCACUUGUUUGUGUUCAACAAUGGGACUGAGACUAUUACUGUAGAGAGCCUCACUGCAUGGAGUAUGAAUGCUCCUCAACAGAUGAACGCAUAGGUUUAGGGUCUAGAAGAAGAUGAUGUAGAAUAAUGUAAAAUUAUGCUUGUUUAAAUAAUUUAGCCUGAGAGCUAGGAAAUAAGGAUCUAUGUACCAUAACAUGGCGUUGUUGGUGGUUGUAGACAGCAAAAAAUAAUUAUAUCUAUUAUUAAGU